CUUUCAAUAGUUUUCCCUUACAAUAAACACUCGUCAUUAUGGUGCUCAUCACCGAAGAGCUGGUACGCAAGAAAUCGGAGCAUAAUGAACGCCUAAUUAGCACUCUGGAGGAGAUUUCUCUGCACCAGGAGGACAUCGAGGUCAUAGAACACAUCCAGAACUGGUGUCGUGACCUGAAGAUACUGCUCCUCCAAUCCAAUCUCAUUGGGCGCCUGGAGAACUUGCACAAACUGAAGCGUUUGGAGUACCUCAAUGUGGCCAUCAACAAUAUCGAGAGGGUGGAGAACCUGGAGGGCUGCGAGUCGCUCAACAAGCUGGAUCUAACUUUAAAUUUUAUAGGGGAACUAACCAGUGUGGAGUCGCUGUGUGGCAACCACAAUCUCCGCGAGCUGGUGCUCAUAGGAAAUCCCUGCGUGGACUAUCCACACUACAGGGACUACGUGGUGGCCACUUUGCCGCAACUGAAUAGCUUGGACUGCGCGGAGAUCACCCACUCGGAACGCCUCCGAGCUUUGAGGGAAUUGCCCAAGAAUCGGGCCAUCAUCGUCCAGAAACAGACCGACCAGGCCAUAGAACGGGAUGAGCAGCGCAUCCGGGUGGCGGACCAGCAGUCCGCCCUCGCGGAACAUUGUGCCGGAAUCGAGGACGAGGAGGAGCGCAUCAAGGCCUUCUGGCAGGCGAAGAGCGAGCACUGCCCGGAGAUUCGCACGGAGAUCGCCAGGCAGCAUCGAUUGGGCCGGGAGCGGCAUGAAACCAAGUCUGCACUGGAUCCUCCGAAGCGGGAGCGCAACCUAUUCGCCCCCUGCGGCAGACCCUACAAUCUAAACCAGGGCAAGCUGCCCUUCAACUUUCAGGACGAGGCUGAUCACUACUUGCUCCAACUGGAGGUCUACAGACACCUGGAUACAUCUUUAAUUGAUGUGGAUGUUCAAACCAAUUACACUAGAGUCACCGUCAAGAAAAAGAUAUUCCAGAUCGCCUACAACGAGGAAGUCAAGCCGGAUGAGUCCACGGUGCAGCGUUCCCAGAUCACGGGUCACUUGAUGGUCAAGCUCCAAAAACUGAAAGUCAACGAACUGCUGACUGUCAAGAAAAGUACGGCGAAAAGCUCUGGCCCGCCUGUAGUUACUGGAAAAAAUGGUGGAAAUCAAGAGGAAAAACUUCGUGGAGUCGUGGACAUCAGUAACAUUUGCCCGCCCGCCGAUCUUCCCGACUUAAUUUGAGACUGAGUUCAUUAU
Drosophila rhopaloa is the source of this 1238-nucleotide messenger RNA. It is a transcript of the gene tilB, whose product is annotated as protein tilB. Lineage: Eukaryota; Metazoa; Arthropoda; Insecta; Diptera; Drosophilidae. Gene Ontology annotation, biological process: outer dynein arm assembly. The record is from RefSeq and is a predicted model, not a curated record. The transcript has 4 exons. Gene Ontology annotation, cellular component: cytoplasm. The coding region runs from base 39 to 1223 and encodes 394 amino acids. Gene Ontology annotation, molecular function: protein binding.